Molecule: messenger RNA, 1517 nt
Organism: Hyposmocoma kahamanoa
Lineage: Eukaryota; Metazoa; Arthropoda; Insecta; Lepidoptera; Cosmopterigidae
Gene: Lrrk
Exons: 8
Coding region: 1-852 (283 amino acids)
Source: RefSeq, a predicted model, not a curated record
AUGUCUAAGACUAAAGAAAGCGUGGCGACGUGCGCGCUGGCGUGGAGCGUGCGCGUGCAGGAGGCGGUGGGCGGGGCGCCGUCCGGCGUCGCCGCGCUGCUCUCGCUGCAGAAGCUGCAGCGGGUCGCCGUGGCGCUCUCUUGCGGGCGAUUGUUUCUGGUGACGUCGACACGGCCCGAGGCGGAAGGCAGCUUCGUGCUGUCGGAGCUCGGCGCCGCCACGGAGCUCCGUUGCUUGGCGGCCGUGCCCACGCCGCACGGGUUCGAGGUGUGGGCGGGCGGCGACGGGCUGUGGGCGUACCUGCUGGGCGCGGCGGGCGUGUGCGGAGCCGAGCGCGUACGAGCCGACUCCGCCGUGGCACUGCUGGCCGCCGCCGACGAGCCCUACGUCGUGGCCUACUGCGACCCCGGCGUGUGCGUCUACGCAUGGUCCGUGCUGUCUCGGCGCCAGACCGCGAGGCUGGACUGCAGCAAACUUGCUCCGUGCUCGGAGAGUUUGCAGUCUAUAUCCAUAGAUGAACGACUGUCCGCCGAACGUUGCAAGGUGACAAGUUUGUGCUGCGUGGGCAACUUAGCGUACGUAGGAACAGCUUGGGGAUGCGUGAUCGUCGCUGACGCGCCCACGCUGAGACCGCUCACGGUCUUCCGACCUUACGAGCAGGACGUGGUGGCGAUGGUCCCCCUGUUGCCCCACGACAGCUCGCAUACGCCUAUGCUGGCCACGCUGGGCAGCGGGUACCGCCCGCUGCUGCAGCGUUUUGCUCCUAAUAACCAGCAAUCAACCAACAACGCAUCGGCGCACAGCGGUUUCUACUGUUUACUAUGGCGAGCGCAUCACUGGCUGCCGGAUUGAAUCUCUCCACUAAUAGUACACUAACUAGCUCUAAGCCAGUAUCGAAGCUAUGCUAGAUGUGAAAAAAAUUACUAUACAUAAGUGACGAUUGACACGAACUUCACCCAAAUAGAAACUAGGUAUUUUUGUAGCCAGGCCCAAUGACUGGCAAGUCAACGUGAUUUUCAAAAAGCUUUUCAUUUCAGAUUAUUUCCAGUGGUUUUACAUAAAAAGCAAAAUGCUUUUAUUGUCUUUAGAAAAUGAAUUAAUUAUAUUUGUAUUUUUUUUUCAAACAAACCAACGUUUUGGGCCCUUUACAAGUCCCAUGAUCACGGCCGUGAAAAAUAGUUUCUUAUGUAUAACAAUCGCGAAAACCAAAGAGCCCUUGUCUUUUUUUACAAGACAUAGAGCAGACAUUGAAAGAGAGCUAAACGCUCGUGGUAAAUGAGGAUGUUGUCGAGAGCUAAUUAAGUCUAUUUAUUCACUUUCACCUUGAAACGGCUCAAGGUGUAUUUAUCACUGAAAGAUCAACAGGCAGAGAAUUCCACUUCUCACCUGUCCACAUUACGAAGAAGAAGCGAAGAACUUCGUGAGUAUCGUGUGUUAAAAAUAAAAAUUGUAGCGAAUUUUCAAAAAAUUAUAGCCUGUCUUUUUUGAAAACGGAGUAAAAUGGCAUUUGCAAAGUU